GGCUCACGUGAUCGCGCCUAGGGAGAGAAAGCUUGACCCGCAUCUCCUGUGCUCACCCGGUGUCUCUGCGCAGCUCUCGGUUUCCCGCGGAGCGUGGCGGCCAUGCGGCUCCCGUCCGCAGCUGGGCCCGGGCCGGGCUGUCCCAGCCGCCUGCCCGCGCUGCUGCUACUGCCGCUGCUGAGCGGCUGCCUGGGGCUCGUGGGGGCGGCUCGCAGGCCCAACGUGUUGCUGCUGCUCACGGACGACCAGGACGCGGAGCUCGGCGGCAUGACCCCACUAAAGAAAACCAAGGCCCUCAUCGGAGAGAAGGGGAUGACUUUCUCCAGCGCUUAUGUGCCCAGUGCUCUCUGCUGCCCCAGCAGAGCCAGCAUCCUGACUGGGAAGUACCCACACAACCAUCACGUCGUCAACAACACUUUGGAGGGGAACUGCAGUAGCAAGUCCUGGCAGAAGAUCCAGGAGCCAUACACCUUCCCAGCGAUCCUUAAGUUGGUGUGCGGCUAUCAAACCUUUUUUGCUGGGAAGUAUUUAAAUGAGUAUGGAGCCCCAGAUGCGGGUGGACUGGAGCACGUGCCUCUGGGCUGGAGUUACUGGUAUGCCCUGGAAAAGAAUUCUAAAUACUAUAACUACACCCUCUCUAUCAACGGGAAGGCACGCAGACAUGGCGAGAACUAUAGCGUGGACUACCUGACAGACGUUCUGGCCAAUCUCUCCCUGGACUUCCUGGACUACAAGUCCAACUCUGAGCCAUUCUUCAUGAUGAUCUCCACUCCAGCGCCCCACUCACCGUGGACAGCCGCACCUCAGUACCAGAAGGCUUUCCCCAAUGUCAUCGCACCGAGAAACAAGAACUUCAACAUCCAUGGGACGAACAAGCACUGGUUAAUUAGGCAAGCCAAGACUCCCAUGACGAAUUCCUCAAUAAAGUUCUUAGAUGACGCCUUCAGAAGGAGGUGGCAAACUCUGCUCUCAGUUGACGAUCUUGUGGAAAAACUGGUGAAGAGAUUGGACUCGACUGGUGAGCUGGACAACACGUACAUCUUCUAUACCUCAGACAAUGGCUACCAUACAGGGCAGUUCUCUUUGCCAAUAGACAAACGACAACUCUAUGAGUUUGAUAUCAAAGUUCCACUGUUGGUUCGAGGGCCUGGGAUCAAACCAAACCAGACAAGCAAGAUGCUGGUCUCCAAUAUUGACUUGGGUCCCACCAUCCUGGACCUCGCUGGCUAUGACCUGAACAAGACACAGAUGGACGGGACAUCCCUGCUGCCCAUCCUGAAAGGGGACGGUAACUUAACCUGGAGGUCAGAUGUCCUGGUGGAAUAUCAAGGAGAAGGCCGUAAUGUCACCGACCCGACCUGCCCUUCUUUGAGUCCUGGAGUGUCUCAAUGUUUCCCGGACUGUGUGUGUGAGGACGCGUACAACAAUACAUAUGCUUGUGUGAGGACACUGUCAUCCAUGUGGAACCUACAGUACUGUGAGUUCGACGACCAGGAGGUAUUUGUAGAAGUCUAUAACAUAACUGCAGAUCCAGACCAGAUCACCAACAUUGCUAAGAGUAUAGACCCCGAGCUUUUGGGAAAGAUGAACUAUCGGCUGAUGAUGCUCCAGUCCUGUUCCGGGCCAACCUGUCGCACUCCGGGGGUCUUUGACCCUGGAUACAGGUUUGACCUGCGCCUCAUGUUCAGCAAUCAUGGCAGCAUCAGAAUGAGAAGGUUCUCAAAGCAUCCUCUGUAGCAGCUGUGCCCAGCCUCUGCAGUUGGAUCCUUGCACACCCUUUUCCGAUGAAGUAGUCGGAGUAAGAGCCCAGGCCUGGGGGAGCUCUGGCCUUGCUGUUUCAAGUCUUGUUUGAAAAUAACCCAGUCACCUGACUUCCGUACUGUGAAUCUGCCCCCGUCAGAAGUGGCUUACCCUGUCUCUCCUCAAAUGACAACCACCACUCCUGAGGUCUUUGUCCUCUCCUUGUCCCUUCAUCUUGGCUGGGCACAGUAUAAGAGUUCCCAUGUGGUCAAGUCUGAAUCUGUAAAACUCUUCUGAUAAACGGCAAUACUUUAGGGCAGAGAGAUAAAGCCUUUCGGUAUGUAGCUAGCCCCCAAAUCAAAAGCGCUCUCUAGCAUUUCACACUGAACUCCUCACCAUCAAACACACACAGCCCUGAGAAGAGCUGGAGAGAAAGUACGGUCACAACAUCCAUUGUGGUGUGGUAAAUGUGCGACUUGGCACCCAAGCUCUGCCCUAAGAUGCCCUCAGCUUUUCAGUGGCUCUAACCACAGGGAGCCCAGAAGCACUAUGGAGAAGGAACCGCCAGGGGGAGAUGAGCUAGCAGAUCGGGCUCUUGGAUCAGUGGGCUGAAGGGCUGCACUUAGAAGUGCCUGUCUGGACGGUUCUCGAGUAUCAAGGCCACACACAAGUCAUCCUGCUUGGCUGCAAUUAGCUGACAUUGUCAUUGAAAAUAUUAGUGUUUCCUGGUGGUGGGAAGGACCGGCUGCCUCAUCCCACCUCCCCUGCUCUCACAGACAUUCUAUUCCUUAAAGUCCAGUUCCACAGAGGGCUAAGUGCUGGCAGGACAGCAGAGUAGAGGGCCUGGUUCCAGCCUGUCUAGGCCGUGAGUGAGUUUAGUGCUACACAGCCUCUGCCAGCUUUAACUUUUAAGACAGAGCUAGAAGUCACUUUCAGAAUUCCAGAGGCCAUGUUGGGGUGACAGCCACUGAGUUUAUUCCUUUACCUCAUGUGACCCCAGCAACUUUGGUGAUACAGAGAGGCCAGCAGGCAUGGAAUGGACACCUCUGCUGUGGCUACUUUUAGAGGGAAAAAAAUUUUAAGUUUUAAACCAAAAGUUACAAAAUUGUGGCUAAGUGGCAUCAUUCACUCCACUCGGAUUCUAAACGUCAUCAGUGAAAUAGUGAAGUUGGCCUCAGUUGCUCCCAAGUAACAGUGAGCAGCUCCUGCCAGGCCUCGGACCGUACGUCCUGGUCUUCAGUCUGAAGGCUGCUCCUGAGAGCAGGUGACGUCAGAGUGACGACAGCCAUCAGCUGCAGUAGGUCUUCCUACCUCCAUGCCUUCACGCAAAGCAGGCGACACAGUGGGUGGUGGGACACGAGAUCCUCUGUACCUCCCAGCUAAGGAGCGUCCCUGCAAACAUCCAAGUAGACCUCAGCUUGUAACAGACUGCAGCAGGCCGCCCACGUUCUCUGGACUCACAGUUUAGACAUCUCCUUUGAUGCCCCAGUCCCUGUGUGCCGCCGCUCUUCAAAAGGGAGAGCCAUUAAAACCAACAUGGAGUGCAGACGCACCUUACGCAUCCCAGUUCUAAAACUGCCCUGCAGACACAGUUUCAAGGUGGGGUACACGUUAGAGUCUGAGUUCAGCAAGCGGUACUGUCACAAACACCUUUCGACUUGCCAGCGCCAGGGUUUUGUAUCAAAAUAGUAGGAGUGGCUAUGGAAGUUACACCUCUGUCUGUGGGAAGUGUUCUCAAACCUAGGAGCGUCUUUAUCUUAUUUUUUUCUAAUGAAAGAUGGCAGCCCAGAACCCUCAAGAAAAAGCAAGGAGUAUCAGCUGAUCACCACCGGGACAAAUGGGUGUCCUGGGGUUCUUUAGCUCACCAGCACUUUCCGCUCAAUGGACUUUGUAAAUUCUUUUAUUAGCAUCACCUGUUGUAGAAGCUCCUCUGCCCUGGACCUGUCAUCUCAGCCGCUCACUUAGAAAGUGCCCUUCAACGGACCCUGUUCACUGCUGCACUUUUCAAUGAAUUAAAACUUACUUCUGUUCUAGUGGGAA
Messenger RNA from Rattus norvegicus (Norway rat), 3780 nucleotides. RefSeq names its product glucosamine (N-acetyl)-6-sulfatase (gene Gns). Gene Ontology annotation, cellular component: lysosome. Gene Ontology annotation, biological process: heparan sulfate proteoglycan catabolic process; glycosaminoglycan metabolic process. The coding region runs from base 103 to 1737 and encodes 544 amino acids. Gene Ontology annotation, molecular function: N-acetylglucosamine-6-sulfatase activity. The transcript has 14 exons. The record is from RefSeq and is marked validated. Lineage: Eukaryota; Metazoa; Chordata; Mammalia; Rodentia; Muridae.